UCAUUAAACACAAAAGCUCUCCAGCGCUGCGGUCCAAUAUAGCGCAUGCGCCCUGCCCGAGGACUGGCAGGGAGACGGCAAUAUGGCGAGAAUGCCUGGCAGCGGCGGCGCCGGCGGAGACUGGAGCACCGGGGGCGGUAGCAGUGGUGGCGGUGCAGGUGGUGAGAACAAUGCGGGGGACCGGCAGCCCAGCCGGGGUGGCCCCCACCGGCCCCUCCACUAUUGCAGCGCGGGAGAGGACGAGGACGGGGAGGACGAGGAUGAGAUACAGGAGGUGCAGAUAACGGGGGACGAGGAGGGCGCCGAUGGGGGAAUCCUGCUGCUGGACGACGACGAGGAAGAGGAAGAGGAUGUGAUGAUGGGACUCGCGUGGGACCCUGAGGAGGUGCCGGGCCAUAUGAUUCGUAUGGACCAGGGCACCAGGGCGCUGCUGAAUACAGCUACAGCUGCUGUUUGCAGCGUCAGGGGCCGCCUCGGAGGGGUCAGGAGAGGGGGUACAGGGGCCAUCGGGGCCGCUGCAGGUGGCGCCCCUUCCGUGCCAGUUAGCGCCCGUGGUACGGCCGCUUCGAUCGCUAGCAACGCGGUGGCGCCUCUUGCCGCUGAGGACUCGGACCCGGAGGCGGAGUUGCUCCUGCAGCGCCCCGAGCGGGCUCGGCUGAGCGAGAACACGCGCUUGGCCACCCGGUACGCGGUGCGCAUCUUCCGCGAGUACCUGAGCGAGAAGGCUCAAAGCCCCGACUUCGAAACCAUGGACAAGGGGGCGCUGUGCCGCGUGUUGCGCUCUUUCUACGCCGAGGCGCGCUCCAAGAGCGGGCAGCUCUACUCCAAGUCGUCGCUCAUUAGCAUCCGCAGCUCGCUCAACCGCUACCUCAACGAGCCUCCUUACUGCCGCACCCUCGACCUCACCAAGGACCCGGAGCUGCGCGCCGCUAACCUGACCCUGGCCGCCGUCAUCCGGAAGCUGGAAGAGCAAGGCGCUGGCCCGGUGGUGCAAAAGCAAGCCAUCACGCGCGCUGACCUGCGGAAGCUCUACACCUGCAACGUGUUCAGCACGCAGAGCCCCUUCGGGCUCCUGAACAAGGUCUGGUUCGAGACGUGCAUGUACUUCUGCACGCGGGGCCGCGAGAACCAGCGCGAGCUCGAGGAGGACUCCUUCGGGUUGGCCAUGGACGAGGACGGGCGCAAGUUCGUCUAUUUUAAGGCCCUAGGACCGUAUCAUAAGUCGCGCUCGUCGUCUUGGAGCAAGAAGCGCGCGGAGAGCAGCGACGAAGAGAAUUUGCCGCGUAUGUACGAAACCGGCACGGAGUUCUGCCCUUACGCCAGUUUCGUCAAGUAUUUGGCGAAGCGCAACCCGCUCUGUAAGGCAUUUUUUCAGCGCCCGCGGGACCACUGCAGUGAGGGCGACGUCACCUGGUAUGAGAACAAGGCCAUCGGCAAGAAUCUGCUGGGCACCCGUAUGCAGAUGCUGUCCAAGGCAGCCAAGCUUUCCAAGACUUACACCAACCACUGCAUCGGCGCCGUCUCCAUCGCCACCCUCAACAGUAUCGCCGGCAUUGGCACCAAGCUGACUUCGGGGGCCGCCGGGGGAGGUCUCUACAGCCUCAACGGCAGAGCCCGCCUCCCGCCCGUUCCCGCCAACAACACUUACAUUCUCCCCAAAGACGGCGACAGCCAUCCCAGCGUGAAGGCCGAAGCGGCUGCCGUCCUGGUGCCGACCAAGCGCUCCCAUGAGGCCAUGUAUGCUGCCGGGGGCGGGGCCGCAGUGGGGGGAGACGCCUGUGGCCCUUCUUCGUCCCCCAAAAGACUCUGCAUGAGGCCUGCCGAGCCUCUCGACACUGCCGCCGUGGUGGUGGUUUCGGUGAAACACGACCCCUUGCCUCUCCUCAUCCCUGAAGCCAACGGGCCGAGGAGCAGCAACUCUCCCACAGUCAUUUCACCUGCAAUGGUUUCCCCCACACAGGACAGUCGGCCCAAUAUGUCAAGACCUCUGAUCACUAGGUCCCCUGCAUCUCCUUUGAACAAUCAAGGCAUCCCCACACCAGCACAGCUCACAAAAUCCAAUGCACCGGUUCAUAUUGACGUGGGUGGGCACAUGUAUACCAGCAGCUUGGCCACACUAACUAAAUAUCCUGAUUCAAGAAUUGGGAGGCUAUUUGAUGGCACAGAGCCAAUUGUUUUGGAUAGCCUGAAGCAGCACUACUUCAUCGACAGAGAUGGCCAAAUGUUCAGAUAUAUUUUGAAUUUUCUACGAACUUCAAAACUACUCAUACCGGAUGAUUUCAAGGAUUACAGUUUGUUAUAUGAAGAAGCAAAGUAUUUUCAGCUUCAGCCCAUGCUAGGGGAAAUGGAAAGAUGGAAACAGGAUCGGGAGACAGGCCGGUUUUCGAAAUCUUGUGAGUGCUUGGUUGUACGUGUUGCUCCGGAUCUUGGAGAAAGAAUUACUUUAAGUGGAGAUAAGUCUUUAAUAGAAGAGGUUUUCCCAGAAAUUGGUGACGUGAUGUGCAAUUCAGUCAAUGCAGGUUGGAAUCAUGACUCAACACAUGUCAUCAGAUUUCCUUUAAAUGGAUAUUGUCAUCUCAAUUCAGUUCAGGUACUUGAGAGAUUGCAACAAAGAGGGUUUGAAAUUGUUGGCUCAUGUGGAGGAGGAGUAGACUCUUCCCAAUUCAGUGAAUAUGUACUUAAGCGAGAACUCAGAAGGACAUCUCGUUCAUCCUCUGUCAUUCGAAUAAAGCAAGAACCUCUGGACUAAGGACACUUUUUCUUAUGCAACAAAAGGGGAACCUUUUUCAUGUGCAGUUGGGACACCAAAACAGCUUUAGAAUGAAAAGUUGAAUAAAGACAUGUUUAUAUCAAAUAUAGAGACCAUGCUUGUAUUCGAAUGGGAGCAUUUGGAAUAGUAAUAAUAACUUCAAGGUGUAAAAUAUGUAUAUGUGAAACAUUACAUUUGCAAAAGAAAAUAAAAAUGGGUAAGUGAGGUUGGUGCUGUGAUGGCCAUUAAGUCUCCUGGGCCUUAGUAAGGCCUUAUUGACAGUGAAGAAGCCAUUGCCAUUACUGGAAGCUAACAUCUCUUUUCCAUUUUCCAUUGUUAAAUGGCAAUCUGCUUUUCAGUGUAUACACCUUGAAUCAAGUUUACAGAUGUCUGCUUUGGAGGUGACUUAACACAACUCCAGAAGAGUUUCUUCAUUGCAAAAGAAAAGGUCAGAAACAAUUUAAAAUGUAGCUUGUACAGAAGUCAUACACUUCUGUCCACCUGACAGAUGUGAACAUUUUUUCCCUCUCUCUCUAAAAUUUAAAGGAUCUAGAAUUUUUUAUUAUGUAGUAGAGUGGCCCUGGUUUGAGUCUAGUGAAUUCAAAAGUGUUUUUUUUAACUUGAUAAUAUAUGAAGUACAAUAAAUUUUCUUAAAAUGAACUAUUAAAAUCAACACUGAACAACAAAAUAAGGUAAUU
Molecule: messenger RNA, 3447 nt
Organism: Candoia aspera
Lineage: Eukaryota; Metazoa; Chordata; Lepidosauria; Squamata; Candoiidae
Gene: KCTD1
Product: potassium channel tetramerization domain containing 1
Exons: 5
Coding region: 83-2749 (888 amino acids)
Biological process (GO): protein homooligomerization; negative regulation of DNA-templated transcription
Cellular component (GO): nucleus
Molecular function (GO): transcription factor binding; transcription corepressor activity
Source: RefSeq, a predicted model, not a curated record